This is a messenger RNA of Marmota flaviventris (yellow-bellied marmot), 3709 nucleotides long. RefSeq names its product zinc finger protein 202 (gene Znf202). Gene Ontology annotation, molecular function: DNA-binding transcription factor activity, RNA polymerase II-specific; RNA polymerase II cis-regulatory region sequence-specific DNA binding. NCBI's taxonomy places the organism in Eukaryota, Metazoa, Chordata, Mammalia, Rodentia, Sciuridae. Gene Ontology annotation, cellular component: nucleus. Gene Ontology annotation, biological process: regulation of transcription by RNA polymerase II. The record is from RefSeq and is a predicted model, not a curated record.
GUGUUCCGACCCGCUAGGUUCCGCGCGGCUCGGAUCCGGCGCCGCUGCUACGGCCGGGAGUGGGUGGAGGAGAAGCCGGGGCAGGGGAGGAGCCGCCGGAGCUGCCGGAGCCGUCCCUUGGGAGAAACUUGAAGUGUCCAGGCGGAGACGGGGAUUUUUCCUGUGAGCUCUAAAUGGUGUGAGAUCAUCCCAGAGCCAGAAAUGGCUACAGUCUUGGAACUAGAGGACCAGGAUCUUUGGGAAGAAGAGGGAAUUCUGAUGGUCAAACUGGAGGAUGAUUCAAUCUGCAGGCCAGAGUCUAUCUUACAGAGGGAUGACCCUGUGCUGGAAACCUCUCACCAGAACUUCCGAUGUUUUCGCUACCAAGAAGCUGCAAGCCCUCGAGAAGCUCUCAUCAGACUCCGAGAACUUUGUCAUCAGUGGCUGAGGCCAGAAAGGAGGACAAAGGAGCAGAUCCUAGAGCUGCUUGUGCUAGAGCAAUUCCUCACCGUCCUGCCUGGGGAACUACAGAGCUGGGUGCGGGGCCAGCGGCCAGAAAGUGGCGAGGAGGCAGUGACGCUGGUGGAGGGUUUGCAGAAACAACCCAGGAGACCAAGGCGGUGGGUGACUGUCCAUGUUCAUGGCCAGGAAGUCCUGUCAGAGGAGACAGUGCACUUAGGGACAGACCCUGAGUCAUCUUGUGAGCUGCAGGAUGCGGCACAGACCUCAAGCCCUGAGCAAUUCCAUGAGGAAGCCACCCGGAACCCAGAUCUGGGGAUGCCAGAAGAGCGGAGCCUGCGCCAUGAAGAGGAGUUCCAGCCCCUGCAGGAGAGCGAGGUUCCAGUGUACCAGGACUCAGACCUUCCUGCAGAGAGGAAUUCUGGAGACCCAGAGAUGGUUGCCCUUCUUACUGCUCUGUCACAGGGCCUGGUAACCUUCAAGGAUGUGGCUAUAUGCUUCUCCCAGGACCAGUGGAGUGAUCUGGAUCCAACACAGAAAGAAUUCUAUGGAGAAUAUGUCCUGGAAGAAGACUGUGGAAUUGUGGUCUCUCUGUCAUUUCCAAUCCCCAGACUAGAUGAUAUCUCCCAGGUUAGAGAAGAAGAGCCUCAGGUCCCAGAUAUCCAUGAGCCUCAAGAGCCUGAAGAGCCAGAAAUCCUGAGUUUUACCUACACAGGAGAUAGGAGUGAAGAUGAGGAAGAGGGUAUUGAGCAAGAAGAUCGGAGUUUAGAGGAUAUGCACAGGUCUGUUUUGGGAGAUCCAGAAAUUCAUCAGACACCAGAUUGGGAAAUAGUCUUUGAAGAUUAUCCAGGUAGACUUAAUGAAAGAAGAUUUGGUACAAAUAUUUCUCAAGCUAAUAGUUUUGUGAAUCCUCGGGAAACCGUUCCUGUCCACUCCCUGUUAGGGAGGCACCAUCACUGUUCUGUAUGUGGGAAAAACUUCACAUGUAACUCCCACCUUAUUAGGCACCUGAGAACUCACACAGGAGAGAAACCAUAUAAAUGUAUGGAAUGUGGAAAAAGUUACACACGGAGCUCACAUCUUGCCAGGCACCAAAAGGUUCACAAGAUGAACACUUCUUACAAAUAUCCCCUAAACCGAAAAAAUGUAGAUGGGACUGCAUCUCUGAUCCAGGCUGAGAGAACUCCACCCGUGGAGAAACCCUACAGAUGUGAUGACUGUGGAAAGCAUUUCCGCUGGACUUCAGACCUUGUCAGGCAUCAGAGGACACAUACAGGAGAAAAGCCAUUCUUCUGUACUAUUUGUGGCAAAAGCUUUAGCCAGAAAUCUGUGCUAACAACACACCAAAGAAUCCACCUAGGGGGCAAACCCUACUUGUGUGGGGAGUGUGGAGAGGACUUCGGUGACCACAGGCGGUAUCUAGCACACCGGAAGACACAUGCAGCUGAGGAGCUCUACCACUGCAGUGAGUGUGGGCGCUGCUUCAACCAUAGUGCAGCAUUUGCCAAGCACCUGAGGGGACAUGCCUCAGUGAGGCCCUGUCGGUGCAACGAAUGUGGGAAAAGCUUCAGUCGGAGGGACCACCUCGUCAGGCAUCAGCGAACACACACAGGAGAGAAACCAUUUACCUGCCCUACCUGUGGGAAAAGCUUCAGCAGAGGAUAUCACUUAAUCAGGCAUCAGAGGACCCACUCAGAAAAGACCUCCUAGCUUGGUGCCCAUGUGAGAUCUGUACUUAGUCCUCACCCAGGAUGAGAUGGGAGAAGGGACCUUUUCUAAACUCUUCCUAACCCACCCAGACCAUAAAUAGCCUCCUCCCACCACCAAAUAAAAGUUCCAGGAAGAACCACUUAAUCUUCUGUAUCUUGAGGAGAUAUUUUAUCCAAAGUACAGCCUGAAUUGAGGCUUUUCCACUGGAAGGCUCCUCCUGCCUCUAUCUCAAGGGUAUGAAGUAGGAGAGUUAGAAGAUUUAAGAGGUUAUUACAUUUUCUGGAAAACAGACUGUUACAUAUCCUCGAGACUACUUACCAGCCUCAAGUUUAAAAUAGCCAAGGACAACCCCUUCAGUUUGGUAAGGGACCAGCCUAAAGGGUACUGUCCUUACUGGGCUCAAAUCUUAAAGCACACAGCACUGAACUCAAGACCAAUUUUUGUCCUGGUAGCUUUGCCACACACAGGAUAACUACAGAUCCUUCACUGUCUGACUCACUUCUUCACCAUUUGGAUCUUGGCAAGCUGCUCCUUUCCCCAUUGUCAAAAUGAUACUGGUGCCAGAAAUUAGAAAGGAAGGUCUCAUCAGAAGUCUCUUCCUUGUCUUUUUUGUUGUUACUGUUAUUUGUUUUGUUUUUGUUCCCUGUCUAAAUGCUCAUGCCUCUGGCCUUCCUACUCUUCAACCAGUCUAAUCUCUUGGUUGUAUGCCUGGCACUUCUGCAAGUGAGAUGUAGCACUGUAGUGCUGAGGGAUUCAGUAAAGCAUAAUUAAAUCUUAAUGAAAUCAUUUACGUUCCCACAUAUGUAGAAGCUCACCCUUUCCCUCUCUCCUUUGCUUGGGUUGUGAGGGGUUUUGAACAGUAUCCAUCUACAAAGGCACUUAUAACAAUAACAGAACCAUGAUUGACUGGGUCACUUCAUUUACAUGAAGAAAAUUGGAGAGGAUCUAAGAUUAAACUAUGGAAAAAUAGGGAAAAAAAUGUUGCUGCAGGCCAAGACCAUCAGUAAUAUUUUCCUGACACACAGUCCCAAUCAUCCCUGCCUCAGUUCCUAAUGUCAGGGGAAAUUAUGAAACCCAGCACCCGGGACCCUGAGGAGUUAACUAGGAGUAAAUGGCUUUCAUGUUUCUGUGUUUGCUUUUCCUUAUGUGAUUUUAUUUUCAUGUAAUUAAGAACUAAAUAGUAAUAUCUCCUGGUGGUCCAAGGGUCUCUAUCUAUUCAAAACUCCAUGGAGAUGAGCCGAAUAAUUAUGAACCUCACCUGCUCGGAUCCUGGGAGUGUCAAAGACUGGAGAGACAUCCUCUAUAAAUGGUGCGCAGGGUAUGAGAUUAAAGCAUGGAGGGGAGACAGUCUUCUGUGCCUGAUUUCUUCUGCUUCUAUCACAAUCCAUUGUAUGCUGGUAUAGACCAGAGGAAUACAGUGGGUUGAAUGGACCUUCCCUUAACAGCCCAACAAAGAAAUUUUUUAGCCAUUAAUAAUAUUGGACUGGUUUGGUUUUAAUACCAGUUCUAGAAUUGUCCUAGAAAUAUGCACAAAUGAAAUAAAAUAACACUGGCAGUCAAA